AUGCCACCCCGCCUAUCCAUCCUCGACCUCCCAGGCGAAGUCCGCAACAUAAUUUACCGGCACGUCCUCCUCAGCGCAAACCCCAUCAUCCCGGACCUCCCCAUAACAGGACUCCCCUCCAACUUCUUCCGCACAAACAAACAAAUCUACCACGAAAGCCGCUCAAUCUACUACAGCCAAAACUGCUUCGACCUCCUCAGCCUCCGCCCCGAGGCGCCACUCUCCUUCCUCACGCGAAUCGGCCCGCAAAACGCAUCCUGGAUCGAGAACCUCAUGGUCCCAUUCCCCUCUUUCCUCCAACAGGGAGAGGGGGAAGGGGAAGAGGUCACGAUUGACAGUGCCAGCGCUCAGAUCCUAGAUAAAGUGCAGAGUGCUUGUCCGAGGUUGAAGACGCUCGCCCUGUGUCCGGGGAUCGGUUUUCGGACUGCGGAGGAAGAUCCUGAUGCGGAGUUUAUUUGUCAGGGAGAUCAUCAUGUGAAGAUGAUGGAGAUGGUUGCUUCUCGGGUUCGAAUGAUUUCGACCGAGUUGGAGGUUGAGUUUAGACUUUAUUUGAGUUGUGACUGUGUGACGCAGGGGGACUUCAAGGCUUUGCUUGAUGAGUAUGGGUGGAAGGUCAACAUUAUUGGGGAGAAGUUUUCUCAUGAGAGUGAUCAGUACCUUGAGAGUGAUUCUGAGGAUGGUCCUGAUUAUGAUGAUGAUGAAUACAACAUUGAGAAUAACAGCGACUAUUAG
This is a messenger RNA of Penicillium daleae, 732 nucleotides long. RefSeq lists its product as uncharacterized. The coding region runs from base 1 to 732 and encodes 243 amino acids. The record is from RefSeq and is a predicted model, not a curated record. Lineage: Eukaryota; Fungi; Ascomycota; Eurotiomycetes; Eurotiales; Aspergillaceae. The transcript has a single exon.